GUGACUGGACCGGACUCAUACCGGACUAGUUACGGUUCCGCGUGCUGAUCCACGGUUCACAGGUUCACAGUGAAGUUUCGGGCCAGCAGUGAUCCUCGACGCUAACUCCUUGCCUUUUGCUUGUGAAAGAGAAGGGAACUACUUCAGCUACACCUGCGUCGAGUUUUUACCAUGGCGAACCCCAAUGAAGACACGCAGUGGAACGACGUUCUUAGGCAAAAGGGGAUCCUGCCGCCCAAGGAAGAAGCGGAGAAGGCUUUUACUGAGGACGAAAUAGUGAACAUCGUAGAAUCAACAGUUAGAGAAAAACUCAAUGGUGCCGAAAAGGCAAUGGAAGACAUGACCCUGGAAGAACUUGAAGAACUUGAGGAUGAAGAAGAUGAGAGAGUGCUUCUGGAAUACAGGCAGAAGCGUCUUGCGGAGAUACAGGCUACAAUGCAAAAGUCUCGAUAUGGUGACGUUCGGGACAUCUCUGCAGACGACUAUGUGGAACAGGUGAACAAGGCUGGCGAAGGAGUUUGGGUCGUUCUCCAUCUCUACAAACCUGGCAUUCCAUACUGCACACUGAUCAAUCAGCAUCUCAACCAACUGGCGCCAAAGUUCAGGAUGACCAAGUUCCUAAGGAGUGUGUCGUCCAAUUGCAUCCCAAACUACCCAGACCACAACCUGCCGACCAUAUUCGUGUAUCGCGAUGGCCAACUGAAGAAGCAGUUCGUCGGACCCAAUGUGUUCGGAGGCAUGAAGUUGAAAGUAGACGAGCUGGAGUGGAUGCUUGCAGAAGUUGGGGCAGUCGAAACUGACUUGGAAGAGGAUCCCAGGCCAAAGACAAGGGAUGUUCUCUUAAGCACCCUGAAGGCAAACUAUGAUGACGCUAAUGACUGGUGAAGCAGGCCACUCUCCCAGGCUCUGAAACAUUUUUAUCUCGGGACAUUUUGGUCUUUUGCGGCCUUACCUUAAUCAUGGGGUGAUGUGGACAUCUAUCUGAACUGUAAAGAUCGACACAGCCUUUCUACAUUGUUCAUUUGUGGCCAAAGCAACCUGUGCUUUGUGUUAGAAAUGCAGUGUGUGCCUGUUCUCUGCACCUUUUUAAUGUAGCGACAGAAUGGCCUUUACUGUGCAAUGUUCUAUCAGCUGAGUGGAGACUGCAAACAUGUAUCAGCCAUUGCAAAGCACAGGUGAUUAAAUUUUGUAACCCUGAUUUUGCAUUUGUUCUGCAUAGGAAAGUUACUUAAUAAUGGAGAUAGUGGCAAACAAGCAUCCAGUCCUGAAUCAUGCGCCCAUACCAAUGAUAAUGUUGCAGUGCCACAGAUGUCGUAGCAUUAUUGCUUACUCUUGUUCAGCGAUCUUAUUUCAUAACGCAAUGCGGUCCUUUGUAAUGCAGUGCACUACAAAGGAUAGUCUCGACCAGACAUUGUAAAAACCUAUGUAGACCCACUGAGCUGGUGUGGGAAACUUUCAAGUGGUGCCUUUGACAAUUGCGUCAUUUUCUCAUGUAUCAAGGUAUAUGUUGUUUUCUUCUGCCCCUCUUCACAAAGAUGUUAAGGAUGAGUGAGAGAUGGAGAGGAGGAGAGGGAGCCAGAGAGGUUAACCAGAAUAACUUUCUGAUUGCUACCCUUCAGGUGAGCAGGAGGAAAGAGGCUACACAAGGGUGAGAGAGGGAAAUGAAAGAGAAGAAAAUUGAUUUUCGCAGAUAGGUUCCAGUAAGCAGCAGUGCAGGAGAAAGGAGCAAGAGAAUGACAAUGAAUGUGUGUCAUUGUGUGCAGUGUGAGGAGGUCUUGGGCAGAUAAUCAAGGAACUCAUUGGAAUGUGUAGCUAAAGUGCUUAGUCUGUGACGCUGUGGCUACGAGAUGCAAUCGCGAGCACAGGAGUGCACAAGGUUAUGCACAGUAUGCCGAGUGAAAGAAUUUGACUGAAGUCACUAGACAGUGCAGUAACAGCUCCCUUGUGAUAUUUCACUGAGGAAUGAAAUCUAAAGUAUUGAAAUGCAAAGUAUCGUCUGUGCUGUUCCAGCAUCACAUGUCGGCAAUAAAUCUGUAACAUUACUUACUUAGGGAAUGUAAGGGGCUUAACCGAGAGGCCCGAUUUUAUUAGGCAUAGCAUAAGAAGCCAACAAACACUGACACCAAGGACAACAUAUGGGAAGUUAUUUGUGCUUAAUAGAUUAAAUAAAGAAACGAUAAAUUAAUGGAAAUAAAAGUGGAUGAAAAAACAAGUUGCCGCAGUUGGGGAACGAUCCCACAACCUUUGCACUACGUAUGCUAUGCUCUACCGAUUGAGCUACUGAGGCGCCGAUUCCUUUCCUAGUUGAACUCGGGAGCGUUAGCCAGCGCCACCACUCAUAAACCUUGGUGGCAGAUAUGGGACAUACUUUCUGCCGCAGGUGUUGCGAGAACGUAAUCUUUUUGGUUGAAGGCAAUUGUGGGAUCAUUCCCCACCUGCGGCAAGUUGUUUUUUCAUCCGCUUUCAUUUCCAUUAAUUUAUCGUUUCUUUAUUUCAUUUAUUAACCACUAAUAAUUUCCCCUAUGUUGUCCUUGGUGUCAGUGUUUGUUGGCUUCUUAUGCUGUGACUAAUAAAAUUGGGCCCCUCAGUUAACCCCCUUUCUUCUCGUUUAGUACAUAACAAGGGUCUCGAAUCCGGCAACAUUGAUGCCUUCAGGUAGCAUGUGUGGGUUUAUUGACCGAUUGCCUUCACCCAAAACGAUCACAUUCUCGUAACGCCUGUGGCAGAAAGGAUAUUCCACAUCCGCUGCCAAGGUUUGUGAGUGGUGGCGCUGGCUAACGCUCGCAGGGUUCUACUAGAAAACAUAAAUAUCCAAGGAAGUGGAUGUGGAAACGGCGCCGCAGUAGCCCAAUUGGUGGAGCAUCGCACGCGAAAUGCGAAGGUUGUGGGAUCGUUCCCCACCUGCGGCCAGUUGUUUUUUCAUCCACUUUCAUUUCCAUUAAUUUAUUGUUUCUUUAUUUCAUUUAUUAAGCACAAAUUAUUUCCCCUAUGUUGUUGGUGUCAGUGUUUUUUGGCUUCUUAUGCUUAGGGAAUGUAAGUGAUAUUGACUACUAAUUGCCCGUAUAGGAAGAAAAAUGCUUUUCUAUACACAUGGGCCCAUGAUACCUGGUGUAAAGCCAGCUCCAAAAGUUUAUGGGACGUGGGUUCCAUGAUAAAGUUUAUUUUCCCAAGUGUUUGUUCCUGCAGCCAGUUAAACCAUACAGUGGUAUGUUCUUUUUCCUCAUACAAGUUUAGACUGUAAAUCUGAAUACAAGGCUGGGUGCCAAGAAUGCAGAGAUAGUUGGAUUUUUGUCACACUGAUAAUACAUGGCAUGCUGCUUCUGAGUACAAAGUAGCAAGUCAGUUUGCUGAUUAGGGACAUGCACCAAUGUGGCUUGAUUGCAAAGACUUCGUUCUUCGUUGUUCUUGAUUUAUGUACACAUUGAAAAACCCCAUGAAAACAAAAUUAAUUUACAUCUCUCAUUACCACGUACCUCGUGCCCAGUUGGUGCUUUGGGACAAGAAAUCCAAAAUUAAUAAUAAUUCUCUCUUGCAUGUGAGGGCUGCACAAGUUGACAAUGCUGCUGUUGCUCGCCAUGUUGGCAAUGACUGUGCUAAAAUUUCAAAGUAUUAUAAAUAUUUCAACAUGAUCCUGCAGUAGAAGCUAAGUAAUGAGGAUAUGUAUACCACUCGAAACCAGUAUUUCAUUCAUAGUCAAUGCUGUAAUCAAAUUUGGCUCAAUGGCAAAAUCAACUCAUAAAACAAACCUUCAGAAUCAAUCUUGGCUCCUUUAACCACUAUUUACAUGUAGACAGUAGCUUCACCUUUUUUUAUUUCAUAUCAGAUUAAUAGUUAUUUUGUAUUGCAAAGCAUUUGUGAGUUCGUUCAGUUCACAUACAAGCUGAAGGCUGAUUUUAACCAAAUUUGAACUAUAGUGCAUGAUGCAAUUGGGAGUGUUUGUAUGUGUAACACAUCUGGUGAUUUGAGGUAUGCAUGUAAGCCUUCUAAUGUCCCCAAGUGGCACAAACAAGAAAGCAGUGGACAAGGCGUAACUGUGCUCAGAACACGUAUAACAUCAUAGAGUAAUGCCAGCAUAAGUAGGCAGGAGCUGGACUCAUAAAAAUUGGAGAAAAAUUGACUGACAAGUUAUGAUAAUUGUCAUCAUGAAACUAUAAGUACUUGCCGAUGCCACUGCUUGUACCAAGUUGCUCGUGCCUGCUUCAUCUGCUCCAUACAAUUUGACAUAAGUAAGUUCUUGGUGGUGAGCAUAAAUAAUCUAUCUGAAGACAACGAUCAAGGGUGCAGAUAUUAAUCCUUGAAUUGUAUUUGCAUAAGAUUUGUGCAACUCCCAGUCUUCCUGUCUGACUCAUAAAUCUGUGAUGUCAGCAAGAUCAAAUGAUUCAAAUUUCAUUGUAAUCUUUCAACCUCAGAAAGCUCCUUCAAUUUUUAAGUAUGCAUGCCAAAAGAUCCAGCAGUUUUCUUUUAACAUCUUUUAGUAUUAUGGAGUAGUCAUAUUUUUUUGUAAUGUGAGUGCCUUGGAUAUGUAUUUCACACAGUAGUUGAACUUGCUCACAGUAUUGUCCUCCAGCAUUGCACUCUGUGCUCUCUGGUUCAUGCUUAAUGCUAGCCCUGUACUGUUGUGUUGUGUCGGGUAAUAUACCAUAUUCAUCACACGGCACUUACUCCAAGAGACGUCUAGUGAAAUUAUGUUGCAAGGUUCUGUCUUUCGGCAUAUCGUUGGCUGCGUGUCAUAUUUCCGGAGACUGUUGGAUGCAUAUUUCAUUGUUCUAUUUAUUGCACGGGGAAGUUGAAUAAAAAUUACAUAAAGAUUU
Molecule: messenger RNA, 4811 nt
Organism: Dermacentor andersoni
Lineage: Eukaryota; Metazoa; Arthropoda; Arachnida; Ixodida; Ixodidae
Gene: viaf
Product: viral IAP-associated factor
Biological process (GO): protein folding
Cellular component (GO): cytoplasm
Source: RefSeq, a predicted model, not a curated record